CAACACUCUUAAAACCCUUCCUGAGUUGGGAGGCGUUGAAGAAGAAACAGCUGUAGCAGUAUCCAAUCUUUUCCAUGGAUUCUUCUUCUCCAUCAGAGACCUCAGUUCCUUCAGAAGCUCCAAGCAAAAGUGCACUCAAAAGAGAAGCGAAGAUGAAGAAGAAGGAAGAGGACAGACGAGCGAAAGAGGAAGAGAAGAAGGCUGCUUCACAGGCAAGCUCACAGGUUCAGAAGGCGCAAGCAGCAGAUGACGAAGAUAUGGACCCAACUCAAUACUAUGAAAAUAGGCUGAAAGUCCUUGCAUCCCUAAAGGAAAGUGGAAUCAACCCAUAUCCUCACAAGUUCCAGGUUUCCUUGUCUAUAGUGGAAUAUAUUGAUAAGUAUGGGAGCUUGAACGAUGGAGUUCAUCUUGAGGAUGCUGUCGAGUCUCUAGCUGGGAGAAUCAUGAACAAGCGAACUUCUUCCUCCAAGCUGUACUUCUAUGAUCUGUAUAGUGAGGGCGCUAAAGUUCAAGUAAUGGCUGAUGCUAGGCACUCAGACAUUGGUGAAGCUGAAUUUUCUAGAUUCCAUUCUGGUACCAAACGUGGUGAUAUUGUUGGUGUCACUGGAUUUCCAGGAAAGAGUAAAAGAGGCGAGCUUAGUAUUUUCCCAAAAACAUUUGAGGUCCUUGCCCCAUGCCUCCACAUGAUGCCGAGGCAGAAAGCUGGUCAUGAUAAUACGAAGAAAAAUGAAGGGAGGGUAACUACUGAUGUAUGGGUUCCAGGGAAUACCAGGAAUCCUGAAACAUAUGUUUUAAAAGACCAGGAAACUCGUUACCGUCAACGAUAUUUAGAUCUGAUGCUGAAUAUGGAGGUUCGUGAAAUAUUCAAGACACGGGCUAAGAUUAUUUCUUAUGUUAGAAAGUUUCUUGACAAGCGCGACUUCUUGGAGGUAGAAACACCCAUGAUGAAUAUGAUUGCGGGUGGAGCGGCCGCCAAGCCAUUUGAAACCUAUCAUAAUGAAUUGAGCAUGAAAUUGUUUAUGCGCAUUGCCCCUGAGCUUUAUCUUAAGGAGUUGGUAGUUGGUGGGCUGGACCGUGUAUAUGAGAUUGGGAAACAAUUCCGAAAUGAGGGGAUUGAUUUGACUCACAAUCCGGAAUUCACCACAUGUGAAUUUUAUAUGGCUUUUGCGGAUUACAAUGAUCUGAUGAAGCUCACCGAGGACUUGUUUUCUGGAAUGGUCCAGAAGCUAACAGGUGGCUAUAAAAUUAAAUACCAUGCAAAUGGGCUGGACAAGGAUCCAAUAGAGAUUGACUUCACUCCCCCUUUCAGAAGGAUUGACAUGAUAGAAGGGUUGGAAACUGUGGCUAACCUCAAUAUACCUAAGGAUCUUUCAAGUCAAGAAGCAAAUGAGUAUCUGCGAGAUGCAUGCGCAAGAUUUGAUGUCAAGUGUCCCCCUCCUCAAACUACAACGCGGCUGUUAGACAAGCUGGUCGGGCAUUUCUUGGAGGAGACAUGCGUAAAUCCUACUUUUAUCAUAAAUCAUCCAGAGAUAAUGAGCCCAUUGGCUAAGUGGCACAGAUCGAAACCCGGCUUGACAGAGCGUUUUGAACUCUUCGUAAACAAGCAUGAGGUAUGCAAUGCAUAUACAGAACUGAAUGAUCCUGUCGUACAACGUCAACGUUUUGCUGAACAGUUGAAGGAUCGACAGUCAGGUGAUGACGAGGCGAUGGCUUUAGAUGAAACAUUUUGUAUGGCUUUGGAGUAUGGGUUGCCUCCAACUGGCGGUUGGGGAAUGGGGAUCGAUCGACUUACUAUGCUGUUUACCGACUCACAAAAUAUCAAGGAGGUUCUUCUCUUUCCAGCCAUGAGACCUCAAGAUAAGCCACAAGAUAAGCUUCAAGAUGGGCUGCCUUCAUCCAACGCUUAGGAUUGCAAUCAUCAGAGGCUGGCAGUUGAUAUGCAUCUCCCUCCAUUCCUUGCCGUGGACUGAUGUAUGAUAUCACCCUCACAAUUAUCUCAACUGCCCAUUUCUCAAGAGUUCCCUCCCAAUUAUCAUUAAAGGAGCCAGCUUUUUGCCGCCCCUUCUGGUUUUUUAUGACAGAUUAUCUGGUUCUUAUAUGUAUAACUCUCUUUAAUUUUUGGAUUUCAAGUCCAUAUUUAGUAAUUGUUGCUACUGUUGAAGAGCGAAGAAUGUUCGAUGGAUGUGAUUUUGUUUUUGCCUUUAAUUGUAAGAACUGGCUCCACCUGCGAAUGAAUGGUGGGGAAUGAUUUAAUACAGCAUUAGCGAUUUCAGUA
Molecule: messenger RNA, 2275 nt
Organism: Magnolia sinica
Lineage: Eukaryota; Viridiplantae; Streptophyta; Magnoliopsida; Magnoliales; Magnoliaceae
Product: lysine--tRNA ligase
Exons: 17
Coding region: 75-1907 (610 amino acids)
Biological process (GO): lysyl-tRNA aminoacylation
Cellular component (GO): cytoplasm; cytosol
Molecular function (GO): tRNA binding; lysine-tRNA ligase activity; ATP binding
Source: RefSeq, a predicted model, not a curated record